Beta vulgaris subsp. vulgaris (sugar beet) is the source of this 873-nucleotide messenger RNA. RefSeq lists its product as uncharacterized. The record is from RefSeq and is a predicted model, not a curated record. The transcript is spliced from 2 exons. Gene Ontology annotation, cellular component: cytoplasm. Gene Ontology annotation, molecular function: protein-disulfide reductase activity; oxidoreductase activity, acting on a sulfur group of donors, disulfide as acceptor. The coding region runs from base 94 to 654 and encodes 186 amino acids. NCBI's taxonomy places the organism in Eukaryota, Viridiplantae, Streptophyta, Magnoliopsida, Caryophyllales, Amaranthaceae.
UCUCCUUUACUCUCAAUAUAUUCAUUACCCUCCUUUUUCUCUCUCUCUCUAUCAGAUCUUCAUUGUGUACAAUUUUCUCUCUCCUCCAUUUUAAUGGCGGCUGCUCUCGAAUUCUUUACUGUUCCUCGCGCUUCGGCUUUUCCUACAGCCGUAUUAUCUCCGAUUUCAACUUCUUCUUCGUCAUCUUCUCUCUCCUCCUCUCUCAAAUUACCAGAGUUUCGAGGUUUGAAGGUUAGUUAUGGCGUCUCAACUCGCGCUGUUAGAUCGCUGAGUUCGCGGUCUAAAAUCGUUCCUCGUUCUUCUCGAAUCGUUUGCGAUAGCUCUGAGUCUACUUUACAAUUGCCUUCUGCGACUGAAGAAACAUGGAAAUCCCUAGUCCUGGAAUCUGAUUUGCCUGUUAUGGUUGAAUUUUGGGCUCCAUGGUGUGGGCCUUGUCGAAUAGUUGAACCCGUAAUUGAUGAAUUAUCUAAGGAUUUUGCUGGAAAGAUUAAGGUGUUCAAAGUUAACACUGAUGACAGUCCCACAAUUGCAUCUGAUUAUGGAGUUCGAAGCAUUCCCACUGUUAUAAUCUUCAAGAAUGGCGAGAAGAAAGAAGCAAUCAUUGGUGCUGUCCCAAAAUCUACUUUAACUAGCAGCAUAGAGAAGUUCUUGUGAACUUGAUAUGUAGUGUACUCUGCAGGAUUCCGACUCUUCUAGUAUUUCUUCAUUGCCCUUUUUCUAAUUAGGUGGUAUAUGAUCAUGCUGUGCAAAAACAAUAAGCUGUUAUAUGGGUCGUGAGUGGGAACUUAGUUUUCCUGUGAUCCUGUAUAGUUGAUGCUAUUGUAUUUGGGUUUCCUUGGAAGAUAAUGUCAAAAUCUUUCUUAGUUGUGGAUA